AUGGCAGACAUCAACGACCUCAUGGCGCACGCUGGAGACUUUGGGCCUUUCCAGAAGAGAUUGCUGGUGCUGUGCUCCCUGCCAUUGACCCCCUUCGCCUUUGUCCUGGUGGGCACCGUUUUCUUAGGGAAGACGGCGGAACACUGGUGCGCAGGCCGGCAGGGCCAACGCCUCCAGGAGGAAUGCGGCUGGACGGCGGUCGAGGCGAGGGAAGUCACCGUGCCCCGCUCAGGCCCGUCCUUCAGCCGCUGUGAGAGGUUUGACUUGAACUGGAGCCACAGUCUGAACGGAUGUGGCCAAGCGGACUGGCUGCCGUCCAACCGCACCCCGGUGGUACCCUGCGAGCGCUGGAUGUUCAAUGAAAGCCACAGCACUUUUGUCUCUGAGUUCUCGUUGGUGUGUGAGAGCUCCUGGCUGGCCGACCUCAACCAAGUCACCCUGGCGUGUGGCCUUUUCUUUGGCGCGUUCAUCACUGGCUACAUGGCGGACAGGUUUGGCAGGAAACCGUGUUUUAUCGCCUUCAUGCUCGGCCUCAGCAUGGCCGGUGUUGGCGUCAUGCUGUCGCCGUGGUACCCGCUGCUGCUCGUGUUUCGCUCUCUGCAAGGCUUUUUUGGAAAGGGAGCGUGGUCGGCGUCCUACGUGCUACUGUUUGAGUUCUUCGGCUCGAACAACAGGAAACUGGUGUCCAUGGUGUGUCAGACGUUCUACUCCAUCGGUAUGGUGAUCCUGCCUGGUCUGGCAUACCUCGUGACCUCCUGGAGGAUCCUGCAACUCGUCAUGAGUGCCCCUUGCUUCCUGUUCAUCUCGUACUACUGGAUUGUUCCAGAAUCUCCACGCUGGCUCUUGGCUCAAAAGAGGACAUCAGAGGCCACAAGGAUCAUGUCCGAUGUCGCCAAGCGCAACGGGAGAAGUCUGCCGCCAAACUUCCAAGAGGUGGUUCCCUUGGAGAUGAAGAAAGAAGUGCAUCCUGUAUCGGUCCUGGACUUGGUGAGGACGCCUUACAUCAGGAGAAACACGCUCAUUCUAACCUACGCCUGGUUUACAAGCAGCAUUGUGUACUACGGUCUGGUGUUGCGCCUGGGGAUAACGGGUGACAACCAUUUCUUGGACUCCUUCAUCUCUGCCCUGGUGGAGCUUCCCACGGGCCUCAUUUUCUACCUUCUGGUUGACAGAAUCGGUCGACGCUCCCUGAUGGCCGCCACCAAUUUAAUGGGCGGCCUCGCCUGCCUCAUUGUGCCCUUCGUCUCCUCGGACUUGUCGUGGUUGAAGAAAGCCACAGCGAUCGUCGGGAGGCUCGCCGUCGCUGUUGGAUUCGAGGCGGUCAGCUUUUCCAACAUGGAGAUGUAUCCGACCACUCUGAGGAAUGUGGGCGUGUCCGUGUGCUCAUCGGCCAGCGACGUCGGCAUCAUUGUGGCCCCGUUGCUCCUCUACAGGCUGGCGAGCAUCUGGCAGGAGCUCCCGCUGCUGGUCUUUGGGACAAUGUCGCUGGCGUAUGGCGGCUUGGUGAUGUUGCUGCCCGAGAUGACGGGAGUGGCGCUGCCGGAGACCAUAGAGGACAUGGAGAACUACCUCAGACGGAACCGCAACCCAGACAAGGACGCCAGCGGCUCGGUUAUGCCGUGAGACGGCCCAGCCUCGACAUUUCUGCAUCCUUCCUUCGUCUUUACCAAAAUCACGCCGAUUCCUCUUCCUCCCAACGCUACCACCUUCUUCUCAGGCCAUCUCUGCUGUUGCUUUGUUGAGAAGUUUCCAAAUAGUUCAACUUUCUUCUCGUGAUUGUUCUUCUCAACAUAUUCGGACUCUCUCCCCCCUCCCCUGGUCCUCAUUUCCCAAAAUGUACAACGUUAGAGUUUGUUUGUCAUCUUGUGAAAAGCAAUGACUUUCUACGCUACUAAAGUCACCUCAUUCUUCCUCAAAACGUUACAGGCUUACUCGGAACAUUGCAGCCUUUUUUUUCUCAUUAGAAUAAUUUUUUCUGUGAAUAUUUGGACUUUAUUCUGGUCGUGACAGCCGUUUUUCAACUAUUUAACGUACAUUUUCUUCCCGUACUUUGUUCUCAUGACUUCAUUCAUUUUCCAAAAUGUACAACUUUGCUCUUUGUUUUGUUUAUCAUAAUAUAGACUUUGGACACCCGUGUUGUUUUAGCCCCCCCAGGGUUCUACUAGGAAUGAAAGGAGUAAUGAAAGUGUUACGUGAUGAUUGGAUGGUGUCCCACACAUUCACUUUUGAAUGAAUGAAUGAAUGAACGAGUGCCCAAUGAAGUGGAAAUAAAGUGAACUGUGGACAUGGUAGGUCUCCAUCCAGACAACAAUAGCAGCGAUUGUUUGUAGACCUCACUGAGGUGGGGGAUCGUGUCCCGCUGAAGGUUUACCCAGAAACGGCCAAGAGUGGCCAGCAAAAGCCGCCCCACAUACGCGGCGUCGACCGAACGGAAUGACCCGCGCCAAGGUGUCACGGUGUCGAGCGUAGACGCGCCGAUUCUUUCACGAAACACAAAAACUCAACAAAGGACAGCUCUUUUUGUUCCUUUAAAAAAACAACAACGUUUCUAAUGACUUCAACUUUCCUCUUGUAAACAUCAUGAUGGUUUCAUAUUCAUAUUCAUCCUCUUGUAAACGUAAUGAUGGUUUCAUAUUCAU
Dunckerocampus dactyliophorus (ringed pipefish) is the source of this 2639-nucleotide messenger RNA. It is a transcript of the gene slc22a3, whose product is annotated as solute carrier family 22 member 3. The transcript is spliced from 11 exons. Gene Ontology annotation, molecular function: transmembrane transporter activity. Gene Ontology annotation, biological process: transmembrane transport. Gene Ontology annotation, cellular component: membrane. The record is from RefSeq and is a predicted model, not a curated record. The coding region runs from base 1 to 1623 and encodes 540 amino acids. NCBI's taxonomy places the organism in Eukaryota, Metazoa, Chordata, Actinopteri, Syngnathiformes, Syngnathidae.